UCCGCUUUACAUUGAAAAUUUACUAACGUUCACGGUCAGCAUUAUCUUUGACUUAUUUUUUCUGUUUGGGGUUAACGACGUUAAUAUCCUUACAAUAUUUUUUUCAAGAAUAGCUAAGGAAUUGUACGCCGACUAGUCAUUUCAAAAUGUUUGUUUUAGUGAGAACUAUAUUUCGGAAAAGGGGUUUUCAAAAAGGUUUUUACAGUUUGUAUCUUUGUUAUAACUAUGCCGCCAAAAUCAGCCGAAUAAUUCUUCAUAGAUAAUUAUGCUUGAAAGCUAUUUUUUCCGAGGUGCAUUGAACUCAUAUCUGCUACGUCAUCAGCAUGCGCCAGAAACGGGUGAAAGGUGUCCCGGCAGUGUUUGGUAACAGAUCCGAAGACUUCAUACUGAAGCGGCUUUGGAGGAGGAAAGAAAGAUGAGUGUGAACAGGUUUCUUGUUUUGUCCAGAACCUUUCCCAUCGGGAAACAGCUGCUUCCCUCUCAUCUCAGGCAUGUUAGCAAAAAAGCCCCCAAUCUUCAGCAGCGGAAGAGUUUUCAAACUCACUCAAGAAAUCUUGCGUAUGCCAAGGAUUUGUUCCUCGGUCAGGUGAACAAGUCUGAGGUCUUCCCUUAUCCAGAAAUUGGAAAUGAAGAACUUGAGGAGAUCAAGCAGUUUGUGGCACCAGUGGAGAAGUUCUUCAGUGAAGAAGUUGACUCAGCAAAGAUUGAUCAAGAAGCCAAAAUCCCUCCAGAGACUCUGAACGGGUUGAAAGAGCUUGGGCUGUUUGGAAUUAUGGUUCCUGAGGAGUAUGGUGGUCUGGGACUGUCCAACACCAUGUAUGCUCGUCUGAAUGAGAUCAUCGCUUUAGACGGCUCCAUUGCUGUAACUCUGGCUGCACAUCAAGCGAUUGGGCUCAAGGGGAUUCUGAUGGCAGGGAACGAAGCUCAGAAGCAGAAGUAUCUGCCCAAACUGGCGUCAGGAGAACAGGUGGCUGCUUUCUGUCUGACAGAGCCGGGGAGUGGAAGUGACGCAGCUUCUAUUCAGACCCGCGCAACCCUGUCUGAGGACGGGAAGCACUACCUGAUAAACGGCUCAAAGAUCUGGAUCUCAAACGGAGGCUUUGCGGACGUGAUGACGGUGUUUGCCCGGACAGAGGUGGAAGUAGACGGCGUGAAGAAGGACAAGAUUUCUGCUUUCAUCGUUGAGAGGGCUUUCGGGGGCAUCACCAGCGGCAAGCCUGAGGACAAACUGGGCAUCAGGGGCUCCAAUACUUGUGAGGUGGCGUUUGACAACGUUCCUGUGCCGGUUGAAAACGUAAUAGGAGAAAUUGGAGGUGGAUUCAAGAUCGCCAUGAACAUCCUGAACUCUGGCAGGUUCAGCAUGGGCAGCUCAUCCGCUGGAAUGAUUAAGAAACUCAUAGAGCUUACCUCAGAGUACGCUUCAACCAGGAAGCAGUUUAACAAGAACCUGAGUGAAUUUGGAAUGAUCCAGGAGAAGUUUGCAUUGAUGGCGCAGAGCGCCUUUGUGAUGGAGAGUAUGGCAUACAUGACGGCAGGAAUGAUGGACAGACCGGGAGUUCCAGAUUGUUCUCUGGAGGCGGCCAUGGUCAAGGUGUUCAGCUCAGAGGCGGGCUGGGUCUGUGUCAGCGAGGCCCUGCAGGUCCUGGGGGGCCUGGGCUACACCAAGAACUAUCCUUUUGAGCGCUACGUCAGGGACUGCCGCAUCCUGCCCAUCUUUGAGGGGACAAAUGAAAUCCUGAGGAUGUAUGUUGCUCUCACUGGAAUGCAGUACGCUGGAAAAGUGCUCACAGGGAAAAUCAAGGAGAUGAAGAGUGGGAACAUAACUCUAGCAAUGAGCAUGGUGGGCAAAAAACUGAAGUCCUCCCUGGGAGCUUCAGUGGAUCUGGGCCUGACAGGGAAGGAUGGAGUGGUGCAUCCCAGCCUGGAAGAAAGUGCAAAGAAGCUGGAGCAGAAUGUCAACCUCUUCGGGUCGACCGUGGAGAGCCUGCUGUACAGAUAUGGAAAGACCAUAGUGGACGAGCAGCUCAUCCUGAAGAGAGUGGCUGACGUUCUGAUCAACCUGUACGCCAUGACGGCCGUUCUGUCCAGAGCCAGCCGCUCCAUCAGCAUCGGCCUCCGGAACCAUGACCACGAGGUGCUGCUCACAAACACAUUCUGCAAUGAGGCCUUCUUCAAGAACAAUUACCUUAUGGUUCAGCUGCAAAAACAUGCUCCAGAGAACAAUGAUGCCAACAUCAAGAAAAUCGCCAAGGCAGUCUUAGACAACAGAGCCUACAUCUGCUCCCACCCUCUGGAGAGAACAUACUGAACCCCCCCGUGACCAAACAACCGGCUCCUUAGAUCUGUCUAAACCACAUGGAUCUAAAUGAUUUGUCUUUACACUUGUGUUACGAUUUUUGCCUUUAUUUAUAAAAGGUAUUAAUUCAUUAGGAGAUUAGUGAAAGCAGUAGGUGUGUUUUAUGAGGCGUGGUAAAACAGGCUUCUGCUCAGAUGGAACUACCGAAAGUGCUCUUUAACGGUGAAGUCUCAGUGAACUGUCACAAACCAUCAUGCAUUUAAUCAGCCGCUUUUAUUUAUGAGUCGCAGGUUUUUUGACCCGGCUGCAAACAGUGGGUGUGUGUGUCUUUAUAUUGGAUGCCUACUUUUGAAAUCUGAAGAUGGCCAUCUCCUCAUUGGUCAGAGGCAAAGCAGGUCGGCUGUACAGGAACUACUCCGGCUUACUAAAGUCACUGAAAGUUAGCAGGAUGUAUUGUAUCAACACAGUGUCAGUCUUUUGUGAAUAAAAUGUGUAAUUGGACUCACAGGCGGUGGUGUUUGCUGGACAGGGGUCCGGGGACAGAGCUGGUGCUGUUGAGUCUGCCACUAGUGCGGGGGGGUGCAGCCACAGCUGCUCUCUCCUCUUCCUCUGCUUUUUUAUCCUCCAAGUUCAUCACAGAGAGCUGAGGAAAAGGCUGCAACACAAAAAACACAAACUCACUUUCACAAUGAUUCAAGUAAAUCACAAUCGCACAUAAGAUUCUCUCAGUACCACCUACUUUCAACUUUUGUGGGACAUGCUGUCAUCAAAUUCAAUAAGUUUGCUUCAUUGAAAUGGUCAAAAUGUCUCUGACAACAUUUGUGUUGUCAAAAGAUUUGCAUGCCAUUGCAUUGUGAUUUGAUGUAUAUGUUUUAGUGUCCUUUUUUUAACUGAAAUAUAGCAAAGCUUUUGAAAAGUUUGACUUAACCAGGUACAGAGCGGCAGUACCUUCAGCAUCAGGCCUGGUUUCCGUAGCGAGUACUUCUUUGGCUCAUCUUUCAGUAAACCCUGAGUCCUGUCUGACUUUCCUCUCAUGUGGCACUUGAACUGGGGGACGGGGCUGACGUCUGGUAGGCUGCUGACGGGAAGCAGCUUGCUCAGCCAGCGGCUGUACUGAGCUCUGGCGGCCUGAAGCUGCUCCUGCUGCAGAGUUUCACCUGAAGAUCAACAACAAACUGUUCAGUCUUAGGCUUCUUCACUUCUUCAGGCAUUUGACUAAAUUGGGUCAAAAAGUACAUCAUGAGCAGCACUAACGGGUACGUUAAUAUUAAUUAAAUAUCUCCACCACCAAAGUGAUUCUACAGCGUUGUGUGGGAGACUGAAAUUCUUCCUCUACUGGCUGAAGUUCCACCAUCUGGACCUUCAAUCAAAGCAUGUCAAUAUGGGUCUUCAGCACUGAGAGAGAGCUUAGAGCUUACCCCGUAGGAGGAAAAUAUGCAGACUUUGGAUGUUCUUUAAAUGCUAAAAUUCAGUGCUCUGAUAGGUGUUGGUUACAGCCUUCUGUUUAGUCACCACAAAUUAUUCACCAGGCUUUUGUAAUAAAACAAAAGCAAGUUUUGCUUGGAAUGCUCGGAUUUGUCUCAUCCCUUCAGCAGCUUCUUCAGAUUUGUAUAGUGUGUAAAAACAUACAAAAAUACAGUUGUGUCAUGUGUUACUUUACUUGCAAUAACAUGUCUGAGUGGCGACUGACGAUAUUAAGUGUGUAUAUAAAUUGACUUCACAAGUGUUACUAAUGCUUGUAUUACUCUAACUGUGAUUUCAUCUGCUUCUGUAAUAUAAAUAAAACUGAUCACAGGGAUUCUUCAGACAUGUACAGAAAACCAUCUUUACGCUGUAGGUAUCUCUGAAGUUUGUUU
Molecule: messenger RNA, 4152 nt
Organism: Menidia menidia (Atlantic silverside)
Lineage: Eukaryota; Metazoa; Chordata; Actinopteri; Atheriniformes; Atherinopsidae
Source: the annotation of a GenBank genome assembly